GCCCCUGUGACGCUCGCUCUUCCCGAAAUACACCCCGUUUCACCCAGCCGGAAAAGAAACUUUUUAAGAAUUAUCCUUCCCGAGACCGGCGCCAUAAAAACCCCGCCACCCCCAUUUUACCCUCCAUCCCAAUUCUCGGUCGCUGUACAUUGUUGGGAAGCGGAGAGGAAAUCGUCGCCUCCCCCGGCACGAAAGGGGCGUCUUCUCCGAUUCGCUACGCCGCUUGCUUUCAAAACCCUAGCUCUUCGAGGAAGCUUAAUGGUGGGAGGUUAUAUAGGAUGACGAGAGAUUGAAUGGAAUGGUGUCUGUUCUCAUAAAGGAGUAGUUUAACAAAGGAAAAAUAUAAAGAUGGAGGGUCCUGAAACAGAACAACUGCAGCUGAAGAAAAUGGAAGUUAUAAUAUUAGAAGAACAACAAGAGCAGGAGGGUAUGGCCAAGGAAUGUAAAGAGGAGGAACUUUUUGAGGAGGGCCAUAAAAGGGGAAGAGACGUUCAUAUCAAGAAGCAUGAAGAAAAAAAGAACGAUGAGUGUAUAAAGGAGCAUGAAGAAAAAAAGAAGGAUAUAGAAAUGGAAAAACCAUGGAACAGUGAUGAAGAUGUACGAAGCGACUCUUAUGAGAUGUUUGUUGAUGAUUUGGAUAGUGAGCAGGCAUCAACAUCUGACAAUGAUGAUGAAUCAAAUUCCGAGGUGCCUUUAACUGAUGCAGAAGUUGAAGAACUUAUCGCGGAGUUUCUUGAAGUUGAGAGUAAGGCAGCAGAGGCACAAGAGUCACUUGAGAAAGAGUCACUUGCCCGAGUGGAAAGUGAAGUAAGAGCGGAGCUAGCUGAGAAUCUUCAUGGGGAUGCACUGGAAAUGGCUAUUUCAACUGAAAUGAAAACAUUCAGAGAAGAAUGGGAGGCUGUUCUUGAUGAUUUAGAGACUCGAAGUGCUCUCUUGUCGGAACAACUUGAUGGGGCAGGCAUUGAGCUUUCCAGUCUUUACAAAUAUAUUGAAAGUCAAGUUCCUAAUGGGUGUUGUACAGAAGCUUGGAAGAAAAGGGCUCACUGGGUAGGCUCUCAGGUCACAAAUGAAGUUAAUCAAUCAAUUAGAGAAGCUGAAGAAUACCUUCAAUCCUGUCGACCUGUAAGGAGACGACAUGGUCGGCUGUUGGAAGAAGGUGCUAGUGGCUUUCUAGAAAGAACACUAUCCAUCAAAGAUAAGGACAAUCUUGCAGUAAAUUCUGAGAAAGAUUGGAGUAAGUUUGAUGAGCUUAUUCAAUCUCAUGGCUGCUCGGGAAGUACUUCGUUUGGUAGCAAGAAUUGGGCAUCUGUUUACCUUGCCAGUACUCCCCAGCAAGCUGCAGAAUUGGGCCUCAAGUUGCCUGGAGUUGAUGAGGUAGAGGAGAUUGGCGAAAUUGAGGGCAAUAUUAAUGAUCCUCUCUAUGCUGCUGCGAUUGCGAAUGAAAAGGAAAUUGAGCUCUCUGAAGAACAAAGGAGAAAGUAUAGAAAGGUAAGAGAAGAAGAUGAUGUACAAAUAACGAUGAAACUGCAACGUCAUUUGAAGAGAAGGAGAAACAAGAAUAUUCAGGAAUCUAUUGAGAAAGAUGUCCCAGAUGGUUCUUCCUUGUCAAACGAGUGUCCUCAGCCAGUUUCUGAGAAGCCAAGCUUAUCCGAAAAUAGUGUUGCCAAUGUUGAUGGUACCGAUAUUUUUAUUCAAAAUUUGGAAUCUCAAGCUGUUAUUUCUAAUGGAAGUAAAAAUGAAAAGUUGAUGUUUAAUGGCACUUGGAAGCGUUCACAUGAAAAUGAAGAUGCUGCCAUUGACAAUAAAAGGAGUCGAACUGUUAUAAUAGACAGUGAUGAUGAAGUGCAGGAGUUGGACAGCAAAUCUGUUUCUCAUGCACCAAGUAGGGAGCAAGAUUCACCUUCGCAUGUUAGGAAAGAGGUUGACAUUAUAGAUGUUGAUGUCCUACCUUCUCCCUGUCCAAAAGACAUUUCCAGAAAUUUUCGCUGUACUGCAUGUUCUGAUGUAUUGAAAGCUUCUGAAGUGCACAGGCAUCCACUCUUGGAUGUCAUAAUCUGUGGUAACUGCAAAUUUCUGGUGGUGGAGAAAAGGCGACUUGAGGAUCCUGUGUUAGGUGGUUACUGCAGAUGGUGUGGAAAAGGUGAUGAUGUUAUAAAUUGCAACUCAUGUAAGAUUCUAUUCUGUGCUGCAUGUAUAGCCAGGAAUUUUGGUGAAGAGUGCUUAUCAGAAGCUAAAACCUCUGGUUGGCAGUGCUGUUGCUGCUCACCAACUCUGUUGCAUGGAUUUAUUUUAGAUUGUGAAAAAGCCAUUGGAGGUCUUGUGGUUUUUAGCUCUGAUAGUGAUAGUGAUUCAGAGUUAUCCGGUGGUCAAAUGGACGUUACAAUCAGCAAUAGGAAGAGACAAAAAAGGAAGAUUCGGAGAAUCCUAGAUGAUGCGGAACUUGGAGAAGAAACCAAGCAAAAAAUUGCAAUGGAGAAGGCUAGGCAAGAACAUCUGAAAUCAAUGCAAGCUCAAUCAGCUGGCAAAUUAUGUCAUAAGAGUCCAGCAUAUGUUAAUGGAGAUGCAACAGAAGUUGCCAUGGGUGUUGCAGAUGAUGGCUAUAUAGUGAAUGUAGCCAGGGAGGAAGAUGAGGAACCAGUGAGGAUUCCAAGGAGUAUUUCUGCAAAGUUGAAACCCCACCAGGUUGCAGGAAUACGAUUCAUGUGGGAGAAUGUUAUACAGUCUGUCAAAAAGGUCAGAUCUGGGGAUAGAGGUUUUGGGUGCAUAUUAGCCCAUACCAUGGGUCUUGGGAAAACUUUUCAGGUCAUUGCUUUUCUAUACGCUGCUAUGAGAACUUCUGAUUUAGAAUUAAAAACUGCACUUAUAGUUACACCAGUUAAUGUACUUCAUAACUGGCGGCAAGAAUUUGUGAAAUGGAAACCUGAGGAAGGAAAGCCUCUUCGUGUGUACAUGUUGGAAGAUGUUACCAGGGAGAAAAGAGCAUAUUUGCUUUCAAAAUGGAGAAUCAAAGGUGGAGUUCUUCUAAUAGGCUAUGCUGCUUUCCGAAACUUGUCACUUGGAAAGCAUGUGAAGGAUCGGCAUGCGGCCAGUGAAAUUUGCAAUGCCUUGCAUUAUGGACCUGAUAUACUUGUAUGUGAUGAGGCCCAUAUGAUCAAGAAUACAAGAGCUGAUAUCACCCAGGCUUUGAAACAAGUGAAGACACAAAGGAGAAUAGCAUUAACUGGGUCACCCCUGCAGAACAAUUUGAUGGAGUAUUAUUGUAUGGUUGAUUUUGUAAGGGAAGGAUAUCUGGGAAGUAGUCAUGAAUUUCGAAACCGGUUCCAAAACCCCAUAGAAAAUGGGCAGCACACAAAUUCCACUUUGAAUGAUGUAAAGAUUAUGAACCAAAGGUCACAUAUUUUAUAUGAACAGCUUAAAGGAUUUGUCCAGAGGAUGGACAUGAAUGUGGUUAAGAAGGACCUCCCUCCCAAAACUGUUUUUGUCAUCACUGUAAAGCUUUCUCCAUUGCAGAGGAAGUUGUACAAAAAAUUUUUAGAUGUGCAUGGAUUUACAAGUGACAAAGUUUCUUCUGAAAAAACAAUUAGGCGGAGUUGCUUCUUUGCUGGUUAUCAGGCACUGGCUCAGAUAUGGAACCAUCCUGGUCUCUUGCAAAUGGCCAAAGAACAUAGAGAUUCCUUAAGACGAGAAGAUGCUGUUGAGAACUUUCUUGUGGAUGACAGCUCUAGUGAUGAUAACAUGGAAACUGACUUAACAAAUGGAGAGAAGCAGAGGAUGAAAAAUGGUUCCUUGCAUAAGAAAAGUGAUACAAUUUUUUGUCAUGAGGAAAAUGACUGGUGGGAGGAUCUUCUAAAUGAAAAGAUAUACAGGGAAGUUGAUUACAGUGGUAAAAUGGUUUUACUACUUGAUAUCCUCUCCAUGAGUUCUGAGGCUGGUGAUAAGGCAUUAGUGUUUAGCCAAAGCUUGACAACUCUAGAUUUGAUAGAGUUGUUUCUAUCAAAAUUGCCAAGGAAAGGAAGAGAAGGCAAGUAUUGGAAGCAAGGCAAGGAUUGGUAUAGGCUAGAUGGAAGCACACAGUGUGCCGAAAGGCAGAAGCUUGUGGAGAGAUUUAAUGAGCCCACAAAUAGAAGGGUGAAAUGUACACUUAUAUCAACACGGGCUGGAUCCCUGGGCAUCAACCUUCAUGCUGCUAACCGUGUUAUUGUUGUUGAUGGUUCAUGGAAUCCAACCUAUGACCUUCAGGCUAUUUAUCGUGUUUGGAGAUAUGGGCAAAACAAACCUGUCUAUGCUUACCGUUUGAUGGCACAUGGAACCAUGGAAGAAAAGAUAUAUAAACGGCAGGUGACAAAGGAAGGACUCGCUGCAAGGGUGGUGGAUAGACAACAAAUACAUAGAACGAUGUCCAAGGAAGAAAUAUUGCACCUUUUUGACUUUGGUGAAGAUGAAAAUUCUGACAUGCUUGAACAGAAACAAGAAAAUCAAGUCUUACCCAAUCAGUAUAAAACUGGUGAAAUUGGAUACUCAUGGGGACAGAAAUCCUUGCCUCUUUCUCAUGGAGCUUGCUGUACUGACAAGAUCAUGGAAAGCAUCUUUAGCAGACAUUAUCCCCGCUGGAUUGCAAACUACCAUGAACAUGAGACCCUUUUACAAGAGAAUGAAGCAGAGAGACUAUCAAAAGAGGAGCAAGACAUAGCCUGGCAGACUUAUCAAAGAUCAUUGGAGUGGGAAGAGGUCCACAGGACAGUUUUUGAGGAUUCUGAGAGAAAAUUGGUUGCAGAUGACCAUGUCAAGAAAAAACUAGUUGCAGAUGAUGCUCUUCCAGAGAGUAGCGUUCCUCGGCAAACCAAGGGCAGCUCAAGAAGCCGCCCCAUUAACCAAAGGAAGUGUACCAACCUGGCUCAUUUGCUAACAUUGAGAAGCCAAGGCACUAAAUCUGGCUGCAGCACCAUUUGUGGAGAAUGUGCACAGGAGAUAAGCUGGGAGAACCUCAACAGAGAUGGGAGGUCUAGGUGAGGUUGUACCCUGUCCAUAUGUAUGUAUUUUUUUUUUUAUUUUGUAAAUUCAGAGUUGCAUAUAGUGGAGUUUAAUUUUUAAAGGUUCAUUCAUACUUUAGAGACAAAAUUUAAAAGGUGGUUUAAUGAAUGUAGAAUAUGUUAAUAAAUCACAUUCUGGUCUUGACAACAUCAUCUUAACCCUUAAAAGUUUUCCUUGAGAAGUGUCUCCUUUUAGGCAUGCUGCCUACCGUUUCAAAUCAGAGUUUUGAAUCUCAGCAAUGCCUUCAAUCCACUAGAUAUCUGUGCACCGUGAAGAAUUUUGCACCAUCUAUUGUUAUUGGUGCGACCAAUAAUUGGUACUGUUUCUUCACCUCAUUUGGUUUAGUUUUCAUAUAGUUCGUUGUAACACAGACUUGUAAUCAUGUACAGUCCCUUCUCUAUAUAUUUCACCAUCUGCAGCGGGCCUCAUGCUCUUGAACUCAGUUUAGUGGAUGAAUAGAAUGCUUGUUGAGGAACAUAAUUAGACCUUUGUGUAGUCGCAUCAAGUUUAGAAAUGCAUAAUUGUCAGGUUUCCUGCUUGAGGCAUAUGCUUCUUGUAACCACUGAAGAUGGAGAACGGCACGAGUUGUGAUAGCAUUCCAAGGGCUUCUUUUCCAAGAGUUUUGAUUAACCAUUGAAGAUGGAGAAAUGCACUGAUAGAUUGUAUUCUGUUUUGUCUUUUGCCAAUGUUUGUCUAAGUUAAAUCCAAGCAAUCAAUACACAAACAUGUACAUAUAUACUUAUGUAUACUUCUACAGUAUUAUUUCAAAAGCACGUACCUUUGUUUAGAAUG
Messenger RNA from Elaeis guineensis (African oil palm), 5823 nucleotides. RefSeq names its product protein CHROMATIN REMODELING 20. The record is from RefSeq and is a predicted model, not a curated record. Lineage: Eukaryota; Viridiplantae; Streptophyta; Magnoliopsida; Arecales; Arecaceae. Gene Ontology annotation, molecular function: ATP hydrolysis activity; ATP binding. Gene Ontology annotation, cellular component: nucleus.